UGCCACAACAACAACAAAAACUCACUCCGCCUGCAAAGUGAGCCGCACAGAUGCCGUAGUCGACACAGACACGGAUCUAGAGAGCGUGCUCUCAUUAAGCAGGACGGAGGAGAGAGCCUUCUCCGCUCGCCGGAACCAGGCACCAGCUCCCUGCGUAGGGAAGGGCCGAAGCGUUCCAAAGAGGGGAUGAAGGCCAAAGCGCAAUACAAAGCGGCCCUCAACAUCAAAAGCCGGCUGCAGGGAAAGGCUGACAUCUCUCAGGAGGAGAAAGUCAAGCUAGCCUGGGCCGAGCAGCGAGUAGAGGAGGGCCGGCUACACUACGCCCAAAUGCCACAGAUGAGGGCGUCGAACGGCGAAUUUCCCAAUAUGGUGGAGGAGAUGAUGGCCACCAAGAGGCAACGCUCGACUGAGAGUGCCAUCAAGGACACUCCAGCGAGCAAGCGUCAACGCGGCACCAAGAGUGCAGCCCCUCCGCCGAAAGCGGCCAAGAAGCCAACACCACAGCUCAAAGCGAAGGUCAGUGACGUGACCAAACGACAUUUGAUCGUGGCACUCAUUGACCGCAGCGAUGAGAACGGCAGGAUGACAGCGGCACAGUGGAAACUGGUGCAUGCGCGUCUUGUCAACGCACUGUUUGCGCGGAUGGAGGAAGACCCCGCGGACCCAAUGCCCACUUUCGAUGGUGCUGGGUGGCUCAAUGGGGUAAAAAUACUGAAGUGCAAGGACGUCCCAACCCUAAGGUGGCUGACGCGCACGGUCUGCCAACUGGAUGCGAUGUGGGAGGGGGCCAAGCUGGAGGUCGUGGACAGGGAGCUAGUCCCGUCCAAACCGAAGGCGAAGGUACUCUUCCCAAUCAAAAUCCAAGGGGACCGUGCGCUGAAGCUCCUUCAGUGUCAAAACGCAGACGUGCCAACGGCGGACUGGAGGAUCCUCUACAUUUGUAGCCCACUACCCAGCGAGGGGGGCCAAUGUGUGAUCCUUCAGAUCAACAAGGAGGCAGAGGAUCUGCUGUACCCCAGGUUCGGGAAGAUGGCGUGGGGUAUGGGCAGUGUAUACCUGCGCCUCAAAAAGCGCCACCCCAAAAAUGCGCACUCCCUACUGGCAGGCGAGGUGGAGAAGGACCUGGGCCUCGAGUCCAUCGUGGUGGCCACCCAGGGUCUUGGGCUCGAAGACUCCGAGGAAGAGGAGGAGGACGGUGACCUGACGCUCGAUGUCAACCCGUCAUGUGCAACUGAGCCAGCCACCUAUGAUGCUGAGUGUGCUGCAGCUCAACUUGCAUAAAAGCAAGCAAGACGCCAAUGCUGACCACAAUGUGCGGGAAAGCCCCAACAUAAAUGCCAGUGUUGACACCCUACUCCGAGCUCACGACCCCUCCCUUCAACUUCGUGCAUAAAAACAUCGAACAAUAAAACUAUGAAUUAAAAACUAACAACGGAGAAAAUCUUGUUCGUAAAUGUGGAGUCAGAGUCGCCGAAAAAGAAAGACGAUAAACUUCAAUACCUGGCAUUGCACCACAUCCAUCGAAAUCUAGUCCAACACACUUUUUCAGCAUUCAAGACUUGCCAGUCUAUAAGGACAACAAACUCUUCAAUAAUUUGCACCAAGGCACUGGUAAAAAACGGAUUAAUUCGAAAUCUCAUCACAUGAAUACAAACAAAAAGAAACUUAAAAAAAUUCAAUAUAAACUCAAUUGAACGAGCAGAUCAAUUCCAAAAUCCACGGA
Drosophila pseudoobscura is the source of this 1723-nucleotide messenger RNA. RefSeq lists its product as uncharacterized. The record is from RefSeq and is a predicted model, not a curated record. The coding region runs from base 187 to 1281 and encodes 364 amino acids. The transcript is spliced from 4 exons. Lineage: Eukaryota; Metazoa; Arthropoda; Insecta; Diptera; Drosophilidae.